This is a messenger RNA of Brassica oleracea var. oleracea, 1244 nucleotides long. Its product is annotated as RNA-binding protein CP29B, chloroplastic. Bases 75 to 944 code for a protein of 289 amino acids. Gene Ontology annotation, cellular component: cytosol. The transcript is spliced from 5 exons. Gene Ontology annotation, molecular function: mRNA binding. The record is from RefSeq and is a predicted model, not a curated record. Lineage: Eukaryota; Viridiplantae; Streptophyta; Magnoliopsida; Brassicales; Brassicaceae.
UUCGCGGAUAAAUAUCAAACACUCUGCAUCCAUCCCCAAAGCCAUAAACCUUAUCUCUUCUCCUCUCAUUCACCAUGGCAGCUUCAGCUUCAGCUUCCUUUCUCGCUCUCUCCACCUUCAACCCUAACUCCCUUCCUUUCUCCGUCUCCCGACCCUCCUCCCUCUUACCUCCUUCCGUCUCCUUCAAACUCAACUCCCUCUCCAUCUUCUCUUCCUCCUCCGCCAAAUGCACCUCUCCCGCCUCUCGCUUCCUCCGUAACGUCGCCGUCACGGAAGACUUCUCUGUCGAAGAAGAAGACGGCAGUUUCGCCGACGACGCACCGCCGCCGCCGCAGGAGCAGUCCUUCUCUGCUGACCUCAAACUCUUCGUCGGUAACCUUCCGUUUAACGUCGACAGUGCUCAGCUCGCUCAACUGUUCGAGAGCGCAGGGAAAGUUGAGAUGGUUGAGGUAAUCUAUGACAAGGUGACAGGAAGAAGCAGAGGUUUUGGGUUCGUGACUAUGUCUUCUGUCUCUGAAGUUGAGGCAGCUGCUCAGCAGUUCAAUGGCUAUGAGUUGGAUGGUAGACAAUUGAGAGUUAACGCAGGUCCUCCACCACCAAAGAGGGAAGACUCCUUCUCCAGAGGACCAAGAAGCAGCUUUGGAGGUUCUGGAUAUGGUGGAGGUGGCGGUGGUGGUGGUGGUUCAGGAAACCGUGUUUACGUGGGUAAUCUCUCGUGGGGAGUCGAUGACAUGGCUCUGGAGAGUUUGUUUGGGGAGCAAGGAAAGGUUGUUGAGGCUAGAGUUAUUUACGACAGGGACAGUGGUCGAUCCAAGGGUUUUGGGUUUGUCACUUACAACUCUGCUCAAGAGGUCCAAAAUGCAAUCCAAACCUUGAAUGGUGCUGAUUUGGAUGGGAGACAGAUUAGAGUGUCGGAAGCUGAGGCUAGGCCUCCUAGGCGCUAGUUUUGAACACCCCAAACGAUGGCUUCCUAUUCUCUAAAACGCGUAUUCUUAGAGGGCGCUUCGAAGCAUAUAGAGUUUUGUGAGAGGAUGGCAGUUUCGGACCCGUUCUUCACCUAUGUUUGUUAUGCAAUGGAUGCACGAAUGGUUUUUUUUAUUAGAAACAUAUAAGUAAAGAUUAUAAGUGAAGACCAUGUUCUUGUCUGCCUGAAUGCUGCCAUUGACUGCUUCGCUUUGGUUUGAUUCAAGUUUUAUCUCUAUUCAUGUUGCUUCUCUAUUUAACAGUCUAGUUUGUUUUAUCUU